Ruditapes philippinarum (Manila clam) is the source of this 3618-nucleotide messenger RNA. Its product is annotated as fibronectin type-III domain-containing protein 3A-like. The record is from RefSeq and is a predicted model, not a curated record. Bases 1 to 2013 code for a protein of 670 amino acids. Lineage: Eukaryota; Metazoa; Mollusca; Bivalvia; Venerida; Veneridae. The transcript is spliced from 12 exons. Gene Ontology annotation, molecular function: protein binding.
AUGGAUAGAAGAGGCCCAAUGAUUGAUGAAUUUGCCCUGCAAAUAGAUGAUCAGAUCUCUUUAGCUGCAAGGAAUGAAGAAGGCAAUAGUAAAUGGAGUGAUAUUGUUGCAUAUAAAACACUUCCUGCUCGACCCGACCCCCCUAGCAAACCUCAAAUUAAGGGGAAAAUUCAUCCACAUUAUUUUAGAAUCACAUGGGAUCCUCCAAAAGAUGAAGGUGGAGCUGAAAUCACCAAAUAUAUUGUAGAGCUAGAUGAUGGGAAAGGUUAUGAGAUGGUGUUUGAAGGUACGGAGCGGGAACAUACAUGUUAUGAAUUGAUUCCGGGUCAUACAUACCACGUACGAGUUGCAGCAUGCAGUGUUGGGGGUCGUAGUGAUUUUUCUGAAGUUUGUAUUGCAACAACUCAGUCAGUACCACCAGGACAGUGUUCAGUCCCAAAACUUCAGGGCAAACCUAAAGCUACAUCUCUACACCUCAGAUGGACGUGUCCUGAUAAUAAUGGUGGUGCCCAGGUGACAGAGUUUGCGGCCCAGAUGAUACUUCCCGACAACACAAGUCGAGAGGUUUACAAGGGUCGGGACUUUGACUGUAUAGUAGCAGGAUUGUCCCCAGGGCGUCCUUACCUCUUCCAAGUUCGAGCUUUCAAUAGAGCAGGGGGUGGACCUUGGUCUGAGCCUCUAGAGGUUGUCAGCGGUGCUGGUGUGCCGGACCCUCCCAAGAUGCCACUGUGUAUGUGCAGGUCAGCACAUAGUACACUCGUGCAGUGGGAGGGGCCAGUUAAUAAUGGUGCUACAAUAACAGACUAUAGAUUAGAGUGGCAGUUAAAAUCAGACCAAGAAUUCGCACAGCUAUAUUUUGGCCCAAACACCAGCUUUGAAGUAAAAGGACUAAAUCCUGCAACAUGUUACGCAUUUAGGGUCCAAGCAAUAAAUAGUGCCGGGCAUGGCCUAUAUAGCCCUGUAGCUAUGUGUCAGACUCCUCCUUCAAGCCCGUCUGCAGUUAUUUCAAUACGCGCAAGCGCGGCAGCCACAAGUGUUCAUUUGGUGUGGAAAGAACCGCACGAUAACGGAAGUGAAAUAUACGCAUAUAAUAUAGACAUUGGAGAUAAACAGUUGACAUGUGUUAGUGCUGUAACGGAAUACACGUUAGAGGAUCUAACACCAGAAACAACUUACAAGGUUCGUAUUCAAGCAGUGAAUGGUAUAGGAGUAGGAGCAUUUAGUUCACAAGUGAAGUUCACGACUCGAGCUUUACCACCACGACCGCCAAAACUUGAAUGUUGUGGAGCAUCACAUAAUAGUAUAAAGUUAAAAUGGGGAGAGGGACGUAACAUAGAUCUCAUCACCUUUACACUGGAAAUGGAUAGGGAAGAUGGAAAUUUCCAAGAGGUGUAUAAAGGUCAGGCAUUUACGUAUAAAGUAAAUCGUCUGUUGGAGAUGACAAAUUAUGAUUUUAGGAUAUAUGCUAGUAACGAUGCUGGAAGCGGACCAUACUCAGAAACUUAUACAUUCUCCACGACCACCGCCCCACCCCCAGCAUUAAAAGCACCAAAAGUUGAUAACAUUACAUUAACAAGCUGUUUGGUGGAAUGGCAAGCAUGUAAACGUAUGGGAGAGGACAGGAUAGUAUACGUACUGCAAUUACAGAGUAGAGAUCAUGAAUAUAAACAGAUUUACAAAGGGUCAGAGACUUCAUAUAGCCUUGAUAAUCUACAGUGUAAAACUGACUAUCAUGUACGUGUAUGCGCUAUCAGACAAUUCAGUGAUGACAGUGAAAUUAGCGGGGCGUUUAGUCCUGGUCAGAAUUUCUCAACGGCUAGUCCGGAACCUGUUAAAAACAUCAUUUCACCAUUGGCGGAGACAAAAGUGUCGGAACGUAAACAAUUGACAGAUCAGCAGUUAGCAGCGUUAUUCGUGCUAGGGAUCACUGUGGUGGCUGUGUUAAUUGCUUAUAUAGCCCAGUCGUUCUUGUCGUACACGUCCGGAUCUGGAAAUAUUCGUGAUGAAGUGUGAUAAAGUAGCAAUGUUGUUGGGGGAUGAUGUUGGAGAAUAUAUAUAUAUUAUAUAUAUAUAUAAACCGUUACGGAUAUAACAAUAACAGAGCUGGAAUUCUGUACAAAAUGUUGUGAUUCUAUUGUUCCUUGUUCUUUUAUUUCUUUGGCAUUUAAAAAAAAAUUCUUUUUCGUCAUUUUAUAAUUUUUUCUUUCUUUUUUUUUCAAAGAAAUUUUUUUGUCCAUGUGCAGGCACAAUGACUUUUGUAUUGUUAAGAAUAUUAUAGUGCUAUGUUAUUUAUAAUGACACGAGACCGAGUUAUUUGGCUAAGUUGUAAAACAGCUGAUAAGUGAUUCUUUACAAUUUAUGUAAAAUGACUUUCUGUAAAAAAAAAAUUGUCAACCUUCCCUUGUUGUUUAAAUUAUUAGGUAUAGAAGUGAAAAAGUUUUCACCAGUUUUCAAUAUUGAUUUAAUACCAACGAUGAAAAUAUGCAUGAAGAUCAAAGAAACAAAACUUUUGGGCAUAAUAUAUCUGAGUCUUGAUUUUUGAAUGUUAUUAAUGUAUAUAUAAAUGGUCUUCAUGAAAAUUAUUUAAAAAAAGAAGUAAGUGUAGGUCUCAUUAUUUUGCUUGUUGCACUCUGAUAUAUUGCCAAACUAAAUUCCCCUUUUUUCUAGGGAAAGGGAAGUAAUUAGAUUAUGGAGGUGAUCACAUAAUUGGUGAGAGUUACCUCCCUUGCAUAAAUUUCAUUAUUAUAUGAUUAACAUUAUAACAUGAUUAUAAAAUGCACACCUCUGUGUUCGAAUCACAUACAGGAUUAUUUUGUAAGGCUGGUCCAAGAUUUCAUUUAAGUUUAUACAAUUUUUGUGCCAGUUGUUUCAUUUUGCUUAAAAAAAAUUUUUUUUCAUUGUCAUACUUUUAUGAUUGUGAAAAGUUCUAUUCAGUUUUCAUAUAGCUGAGUAUAGGACAUUUUAUUUUCUUUGGUUGUUUCUUAUGAAUGAAAUAGUGGAAUAUAUAGGAACAAAUGUCAGUUUAUCUUCAUUGUUCAAUCUUGGGAAAUGGUAUAUAUCAAAAGAUAGGGUGUUUAUUAUUUUUAUUAAGGUCAUGGCCACAUACAGCAUUUUUCAUAUUUUAACUUUUUUGGGGGAUAAAGUAUUUCAACAUUAAUGACUUCUGCAUCUUAAAAAGACUUAUGUUUUAUUUGAAAGCUGGAAGCAAAAGUGAUUGAUACUAUGAUUAAGAAAUUAGACCAAAGAUGAAGAAAGAGGAAACAGAUAAUUAAAAAAGAGCAUGAUAUUAGUUUGAAAAUAGCCAGUUUCUAAACUGUUAAGUUUUUGUUGGAUUAAAUAGAAUCUGGGAUUGUGUAUAUAUACACAUAUUAUUUUAUUAUUCAUUAUUUUAAAAAAAUAUGGGCUUUGUCCAUAAAUAUUUAUUGUGUCAAUGCUAAAAACAUAUACUUGUGUAAAUCUUUCAUUUUCAUACAGGCAUGUUUUAUGCCACUGCUGUGAAGGUCCUAUUAGUUCAUUGUUGCAAAUUAAAAAACAAAAACCAAUUUGAAAUAACUCAAUUGAUAAUAAAAUAUUUGUAUGAUACUGUAUUGCAGUAGUGGUAGACUCAAGUAAAAUACU